AGGACAUAAUCAACAGGUAACUGGAAAUCAUUCACAUAUUGGGCAAAAGAAAAGGAAUCUUCAAUAAAAUAUCUACUUCUGGUAGAAGAAAGAUAUUUAGACAGGAUGUCUGAUAUAAAAACUGCCAAUUUGGAUGUGGGGGUGCUAACAGAUGAUAUUAUUGGUCUCAAGGCAAUAGUGGGCUUGUGGAUCUUUGGUAAACCGUAAAAUCUAGCAGGUACUGAAUUAUAAAUGUACAGUAAUUUACCUUGUAUUUGUGUUAUGUGGCCCUGACUGACCCAUCGCUUAAUCAAUGCAUUACAUUUACCUUUUACCAUUUACAGUCCUUUAACUUCAAAUGUAAUUCAUCAAAUGAUGUCGUAGACAUCCUGAAGUAAUUUGAAAAUUUGUCUUCGUGCUCCCUUCAUUUCGGAAAAAGGGUUAAAAUACACCAAAUUCCACCCGUUUGAUGAGGAUAGGGUGUACCCAGUGAAGUCUAUUAUUCCAGGAUACGCUAAAACGGACCAAAUAUUUGGACCCGAAGCUCAUGAGUUACAGGUACUCCCAAAGAUCCUAAAUGAAAAGUAACUGUCAUGCACGAGAAUGCCGCGAAUUCCCUUCAAAUACGAUUUUGACGUUGAUGUUAUUUUGUUCCAAACAACAAAAUGUACAUUUUCUGUUGUUUCCCAUUUUAAUUGCAGAGUGGGAUGAAACAGGUAGGUGUUUAUGUAGAAUUUUCUAAAAUUCGUCUUUAAUUGAGCUUUCUUUAUAGAUGAAAUUUGGUAUUAUUAUAUCAACAGCUACAAAAAUAUACAAAAUCUUCUGCAAACUAAUUUUUGAAUAUAAACACACUAUACAGAACUGAACUAGUGCCAAUAAGGAAAAGACUGCAAAAAUUUCCAAGGAAACUCCAAAGUUGAUUUUAACAAUCGACCCAUCGUUGUUUCCACAUGGGAAAGAUUCCAAGACAGCUGAAGAAGUUUGGACUCGCCUGAGGAAACUUUAUGACGAUAGUGGAUUUAUGCGUAAAAUAGGACUCUUACGAACACUAAUAUCCGCCAGAUUGGAUAAUCACGUGAAUAUGGAGUCUCACAUCAAUCAAAUUAUAGAAACUUCACAGAAAUUAAGAAGAACCGGAUUUGCCAUUGAUGAAAUAUGGGUGGGAUCUUUAUUAUUAGCUGGUCUCCCUGAAAAAUUUGCACCUAUGAUUAUGGCUAUUGAAAAUUCAGGUUUGGAAGUUACAACAGAUUCCAUCAAGACGAAACUUCUUGACAUGCAGACAGAUGGCGACACCAACGGCAGUAAUGGAGCAUUCGCUGUUAACAGAAAGUUUGGUUACCGUAAGCAACCGAAAGAGAGCGCAGUUAAAAAACAGCACAAAGAGAGAUCACAGAAUAGGAAUGAUAAAUUCACUCGUGAAAUUGCAGAACAGCACAAUUCAAACAAAAAGGAUCACAGUAAUAUUAUUUGCUUCAGAUGUAAAAAGAAUGGGCAUUACAUGACAAAAUGUCCUAAUAGAGUCGAUGGAGGCUUCAGUGCUGUGUUCACGACAGGUGACUUUAAUGUCACAGACUGGUAUGUUGACAGUGGAGCUAGUUUUCAUUUAACCUCAAAUAAACAGUGGAUGACAUAGACAAAUAAAGAGAAGACUGACAACUGCGAAGAGUCGUUUGAAAUCUUGAUGCUAGCGACCCGAGGGACAGGGUUAGGAACUAAUGUAUCGCUAUUUCACACAAAAACAUAUUUCAUCCUUAUCUACUGUAACUGUAAAUGAUGAAAUGUUUUCGGCGUAAAUUCUAAAUUCCAACCUCUCUUUUGUGUUUCAGUUCUCUCCUGAUUCUUAUUUUCUUGCAGGUUUCAAAAGGCUUACGUUGGAGUUCUGCCAAAGAAUUGAAGAUUCCAAUUCUCAAUCAAUCCUUCGAUUUCCUGGAUAUUUGUCAGUAAUCACAAAAAUAAUUAUUUUAUCUUCAAAUGAAAUGUUUCCUUCUUUAAUAUUUAAGUGGUACAAUACGAUAUAUAUAUAAUUUGAUUCAAUUAUUUCAUUAAUUUCUGUUCACAAAUAUCAAUUUGUAUAAUUAUGUGCAAUAAAAAGUAUGUCAAAAUU
Molecule: messenger RNA, 2083 nt
Organism: Harmonia axyridis
Lineage: Eukaryota; Metazoa; Arthropoda; Insecta; Coleoptera; Coccinellidae
Exons: 2
Coding region: 1001-1612 (203 amino acids)
Molecular function (GO): zinc ion binding; nucleic acid binding
Source: RefSeq, a predicted model, not a curated record